AUGCUGGUGAGCGGCCUAUGCUCCUUCACGAGGAGUAACAUGCUUUAAAAAUAGUAUAGUUUUGAAUUGAUUUUCUUGUCAUGUUGAAAUAUCACCAUGUAAAGUGAGAGAUAUUCAAUAUUGUUUUUGUUAGCCAUGCUUUGCUCCCUUGAAGAAGAUUUGAAAUCCCUAGAAAUUAUACUAGCUAGCACUUCAACACGUCGAAAAGAAAUACUUGGGAACAUUGGUCUACAGUUCUCCUCUGUUUGUCCUGAUGUUGAAGAGUCACUGCCUUCAGAAAACUUUCAAUCAAUACCAGCUCAUAUCGAAGCCAUAGCUAAACUUAAAGUGGAUGCAGUGGUGAAUACCUUGGAUAUCAGUAAACGUAACUAUGUAGUCAUAGGAGCAGAUACUAUGAUAUGUUUUGAAGGUUGUAUUUUUGGAAAACCAUCAAGUCACGUGGAUGCUGUAAAUACACUCAGUCGUUUGAGUGGGAAUGUUCACCAAGUGAUUACCGGUGUAUGUUUAAAGUGGAUUGUAUCUGGGAAAGAACAGAAAAUUGAUCAAUUUCAUGAAGUAACAAAUGUAAAGAUGAUUGAAUUAAGUCCUCUUAUUAUUGAAGGAUAUGUUCAGUCUCGAGAGCCAAUGGAUAAAGCUGGAGCUUAUGGUAUUCAGGGGUUAGGUUCAAGUUUAAUUGAGCGAAUCGAUGGAGAUUAUUUCAAUGUUGUUGGUUUACCUGUCUGUCGACUUUGCAAGUACUUAAAAGCUGGAUGUGAAGAAAUAAUGUCUAAAUUGUCAGACACAGAUUUUCUAUCCAGUCGAGUAAAUGUUCCAGAAAAAUAACUUUAAUGUCAGUGAAUAUUCCCUCACUUUAAUGAUGAAAUGCUGUCCUAAUUUACUGAAAAAUUAAAUAUUCAUAUUCUUGUUCA
Schistosoma margrebowiei is the source of this 908-nucleotide messenger RNA. NCBI's taxonomy places the organism in Eukaryota, Metazoa, Platyhelminthes, Trematoda, Strigeidida, Schistosomatidae. The record is from the annotation of a GenBank genome assembly.